This is a messenger RNA of Sardina pilchardus (European sardine), 3436 nucleotides long. RefSeq names its product centrosomal protein 126 (gene cep126). The coding region runs from base 209 to 3130 and encodes 973 amino acids. The record is from RefSeq and is a predicted model, not a curated record. Gene Ontology annotation, biological process: non-motile cilium assembly; mitotic spindle organization; cytoplasmic microtubule organization. Lineage: Eukaryota; Metazoa; Chordata; Actinopteri; Clupeiformes; Clupeidae. Gene Ontology annotation, cellular component: centrosome; ciliary base; midbody. The transcript has 12 exons.
CACGACUGGACGUUCCAUUCCUUGCAGACUGUCGUGGACAUUCUUUGGUAGGCUAUCUUGGUGCUGUGUGUACCUAAAUUAGGCUACAUAUACGUACUGCAAGCCAGAUGUAGUAGCCAGCCAUGCAUCAGGAUCACAAUAUACCUGUGUCUGCAAAUGAGUCACAAUCUGUUGACCAUCCUUGACUCGGCACAUCAAAAACGGUGGGAUGGAUUAUGAUGGGGCUCUUGAGAAUGAGCGCCAAAUAUUGCUGCAAGAGCAGAGGGCCUGCAGAGCCCGUGUACAUAAAUUCUCUUCCGAGACCAGCCGACGCAGAAAAGCUCUGGAGGACCGCAGGAGACAGUGGGAUGUCCAGGAGCAGAGGAUCAGGGAGAACAUCCUGCAGCUGCGCAAGCAGAGGAUGCAGGAAGCUACCGAGCGCUUCCAGAGGGCACACAUACGCCCUUCUCAGAGGAGGAGGCCAGCAUUUGUGAGAAAGGCAAUAAAUAUGGAUGAAGCACUCAGUCUUAUAAAUGCCCGUGGAACUUAUGCAAAACCUUCUGCCUUACGUAGCAACACCUCCAUGGGCAGAAGUUUUACUCCUCCCCCAAGGCCUCACACAUAUUCCAAUUCUGCUGGACAUCAGAGGGAGCCGUUGGCUAUAGAAGCCAACACUAAGCAGGAAGAGAGACAGAGAAACCACAUAACCAGUCAGCAAUUCUUUCUGAAUGACUUACAUGAGGCCCAGGCCACUCAUCCUUGGGAAGAACAUGCCGAUCUGCCAAGUCCAACUGAGAGCCUAUGCAGUCAGGACAGUCUGGAGAUAGAGGAACUUAAACACAGGCAGCCCUCGAAGUAUAGAGGAUGUUUUCAAUCUUCACCAAUAACCUCAGAAAAAGACAGCCCACAGUUACCAGAGUCGUACUCCAACGGACUAUGCCCAUCAUCGGUUACUGUCCCUUACCAAGCAAAAAUACGCAAUCCUGAGUUUGAUCUUCCACCUUCAACAAAAGUUGACUAUUAUGAGGGGCAUCCUCUCUUGAGAGAUGAGUUUGCUGAAGAGUUUGAGAAUCUCCAUCGCCUCACAUCAGCCAUAGCGCACCACAACCUUAAAGACCCAUCCCAGGACACCCAGGAACAGGAUGUAUUUGGCCGCCAUAGUCUGUGUGCUCAGAUGAGAAUGGAGAAUAAUUCAGCUUCGGCUGCACAUCAUAAUUGUAAUAGAGCUAUCACAACUGCUGAGCUACACAAAGAAGCUGUUGUUAGCAAUCAUCACGGCAAAACGUCAGCCUGUCCAGGCUCUCAAUGCCCAGAGCUUACAUGUUGGGAACAGGAGUGCAGAACACUCUCAGAGCAGCUGAAAACUGAGGAAGACCCGUCCGAGAAUCGGUUCGCCACACAGGUUGAAGAGACGUCUUCGAACAUCUGUAAACAAAGAGAUGCCUUCCACAAAAAUGCUAUUUCUGUCACAGAUGCAAUCUCUCACAGAGUGUCAGGACCAGACAGCCAAACAAAUGAAGUUGUAAACUCACAUCAGUCAAAUAAGCCACAGUCACAAGCAGAUACCGUGCACAGAGAAGAAACAAACGCAAGACCCUCCCGAACUGUGACUGUCUAUCCUUUGUCUGUGGCCACUGACGUCAGAAUUAUGAAAAGCAUCCUUAAAAAACGAUCAAAAUAUGCGGCCGAAGAAACCAAAUAUCUGUACAACUCUGGCCAUUUGAUCAUCACAAAGCACAUGGCCUUGUCUCUCAGAGACAGUCUGGAGUUGAUGAGAGGGAAAACGAAAGAGCCAGAAAACGGCAAAACGGCAAAGAAGAAACUGCGUUGGUUUGAUGAAGUCAAUGCUGAAAACCAUGAUACAACUGUCAAUUACACUAUCGAGUCAACAGCAACUAAAAGUAGACUACAAGUGGGCUACCAGCAGGGGUUGAACCAAUCAACUGGUAUUCACACUGAGGCAGUGAACACCAUUCCCACUGUCUCGUCUGGCCCUCAGUGUACGUUUGCCAGACAGGCAUGGACAGAUGUUGCCGUACAGGACAGCAAACCACAGGAGCACUCCCCUCAAGAGGGGCUGAAGACAGAGAGAGCUUAUGUGUGUUUGGGUGUCCCCAAAGUUCCCAGGAGAGCACGUUCGGCACGGGGCGGAACUGGACACGCCUCCUCCCGUGUCAGGAAGGACACUACCUUGAGACCCCAGUCCGCCACUGAGGCCAGCCUUAUGAUCAAGCAACAAAGGAAGAUGAUGGUGCCUUGCCCGCCUCCUAGGCCUGAGGUGUCUGACAGAAGGACGCCAGCCAGCUCCUCAAAGGCUGCGUACGCUGAUGACCACAAGCAUAGCAGGUCUGUCCUUCCUGUGGACAAGACUCUCUACAGGCCAAACCCAGAUGGCCAUGCUGGGCCUCCGCCUGAUGAAGGUGUUACGUUUGCUCCAUGCCCUCCUCCGUAUGGUUGCUCCUCGUCUGAGACUUUGGCAAAGGGCAGAGUUUCCUUCAGCCAACACGGCCACCAUGCCAAUGCCAGGAGGUGUGGGGCAGCUUGUGGAGAAAAUGGCAUUUGUCUGAACCGCACACCUACAGAUGAUGAAAUAUCACAGCUUUGGAGUGGGGUGAGAAGUGCCUUGUCCACCAAAGACGAUUGUGCCAGCCUGGCCCAGCUCAACGAUGAUUGUAUGAGUGGAGAUGUCCGAUCACUUGCAGGAAUGGGCUGCUGUCAUCCUUCCCCCUUCAAUGGCAGGCGCCCAGUCAGAAGAGCUGUGCCAGAGGGUAAUGGAAGCAAAAAGCAGAUGUUGGUACAACACACACUCCAGAUCCCUGGCUCAGGGAAUAAAAAGCUCUGCUUACCCAACCAGGGAAAUCUGAUGACGAUACCUUUGCCAAGUAAAGUUCAAGAUCAAGGGCCAAGCCAGAGGAUGGGGCCACCUCAGUAUGCUCCUAUCCUGAGUCUCAGCGGCUUGUCCUUGGAGGAGCAGAGAGUCCAGCAGUCUCUGGACAGGCUCAACCAACGGCUUCAGUAUGUGGUCGGAGUCAACCCGUCAGUUAAAAGACUUUUUCACACCGAAGCCACGCAUCAAAACGUAUCUGUAAAGCAUGGAGAGAGAACGAGCUCUGGUCAGAGAAGGCUCAGUACAGCAUCCAAUGCCCAUUGAUACCCAGCGAACAAAGGCCACUGAUACUGGGAUUCGGCAGUCCUUAUAACGGUGCAGGCCUCAAGCACUUUAUACUGUAUGUAUGUUUGUGUGUGUUUUGCAUGAUAAUUCAACAGAUUAUUUUACAUAUAUUUAAAUUAUUUAUUUUUUAGAAAUAACAACACAUUCAUUUUGAAAUUUGUUUCAUGUAUUGUGAAGACGUUCAGUGGCAAUUUUUGUUGCAAUUUUCAAUGAGUACAAUGAAGUUAUAUUUUUUAUACUGUUAUUUAAUAUAUCAUAAUUAAAAACAUCUGAACAGUACAGCUA